Messenger RNA from Fulvia fulva, 855 nucleotides. RefSeq lists its product as uncharacterized. The transcript has a single exon. The record is from RefSeq and is a predicted model, not a curated record. The coding region runs from base 1 to 855 and encodes 284 amino acids. Lineage: Eukaryota; Fungi; Ascomycota; Dothideomycetes; Mycosphaerellales; Mycosphaerellaceae.
AUGCGCAGCCGUGUCACGGACUUCGUCCUCGAGCAUGGCAGACCAUCAGCGGCGCCCUUCACCUAUCUACGUAUUGCAUGCCACCUCAGGUCGGAAGCGCUGUACAAAAACUCGAUUGCUGCUGCAAUGGUGAACUACGAGCGCCUUGUUGUCGACUAUAACGCCCCCGGUAUCUACGGCGUUCAGAAGCCAUACCCACAGCAGAGACUGAUACAAGAGCUCGGAGGAAACGAGGAGCUGGCAAUGCGAGUCAUGGCCGCACACAGGACGUACAAAGAUAUGCUGCAGACUCUAGACAGCGAGCUCGAGAACCUCAAUCCGGCCGUCCGACUGCCAAGAGGGCUCACUAUCACCAAGACACGACUCUACACUCUCAGCGCCAACAUAUUCCACGCCUGGUACGAUCAGAGACGCCACGCUUGGUACAACACAAAACGACGUGACCAAGUGCUCCGCAACCGUUUCCGCCAAAACGUCUACAGCACCCUCGUCCGCGGCAAGGUCGACGUGCGCAGCAUCGUCGGGCAUUGGAAAGCCCAGAACAAGCAGUGGCGUACGAGACUCCCUCGCGGCACGACUAUCCAAGGCCUCGUUCACGCAGUUCAAGAGUGCUUCGAGCACGCGGGCUCACUGGCCAUGCAGCUCUUCGAUGAGGACAUGGUCUAUCGUGGACCUGACCAGAGGGGCCAAUGGCAGGAAGUUCCAUUGUGUGAGAUUAGUAACGACUAUGUGUACCCGUGGCAAGAGGACGGGGAGCGUCAGCAGGAGUGCAUCUCUCGCUACCCUCGUCACAUAUCGCGUAGCAAUUUGAGCGUUGUGAUGGAGGAGCCUUCUAUGGGGGACGACAGGCUGUGA